Messenger RNA from Paramecium octaurelia, 694 nucleotides. The record is from the annotation of a GenBank genome assembly. Lineage: Eukaryota; Ciliophora; Oligohymenophorea; Peniculida; Parameciidae.
GACUGAUUAAUGUAGUAACUUAAAAUAAACAACACGAAAGAGAAUUAAAAUAGAGAUCUCAGUAAAGUUGAAUAGAGAAUUCAGCUUUUAAUGGAAGAGAAUUAGAGGUUGAAUUAAUCACUCAAAACAAAGAUGGAAGAAAUAUAAUAAUUAAAAAAUGAAAAUAAUGCUUAAUAAAUGGAAUUGAAUAAAUUUAGAGGAUUAGAUUGUGAGUAGAAGAUUUUGACAGAAAUGAUUCUUGAAAAAACUGGUGAUUGUGAUAAGCACAAAAGAAAAUUAUUAAAAGCUGAAAAAACAAUAGCUGAGUUAGAAUAAGAAAUUAGUAAGUUAAAGCUUGAAAAGGAUUAGCAUACUAAAUAAAUGCUUGAAAGCUAAACUUAAAAUAUAUAUUUAGACUAAGAAAGGUUAAAAUAAAUAGAUGAAUUGAAAACCAAAGUUAGAAAAUGUAAUUAGGGUUCCAACGAUUAAGUUGAUCAAUUGAAAUUUGAAAUAAACAAAUCUCAAUUAGAAAAUGAUUCUUUAAAAGUUUAAUUAAAGUAACUAUAGGAUGAAAAUGUAGUAAUUUUUAUAUUCUUAGGCCUCUAUAAAAAGACAUUUAGGUUGCUUGAGUGGUUAUAUUAUAGAAAAUGAACAAUUAAGAAAAGAAAAUGAAAGUUUGAAUUAAAAUUAUUAAGUCUUAUUAGCGAAGUAAUGA